UGCUGGAGUUGCGACCGAGCCCUGACGCGUCCCCGGCUUCUGGUUGGUUAGUGAAAAAAUCAAGCCCAUCAAGAACGACAACAUCAGCAGAGCAACAACAAAAGCAAUGCGUUGGUGGGCGCUGGUUCUUUUGUUCGCUAUUGUGGUAGCUCAAGAACGAAAACAAGAUGGAGGCAAUGACGUCACCAAAGUUCCAGUAGCACCACUGCAGAAACAAGAUGGAGGCAAUGACGUCACCAAAAUUCCAGCGGCAUCACUGCAGCACCAAGAUGGCGGCGAUUACGUCACUAAAGUUCCAGCGGCACCACUGCAGAAACAAGAUGGCGGCGGUGACGUCACCAAAAUUUCAGCGGCAUCACUGCAGAAACAAGAUGGCGUCAAUAACGUCACCAAAGCUCCAGCGGCACCACUGCAGAAACAAGAUGGCGGCAAUGACGUCACAAGGUCUAGAGAGCCCCAGAAAAGAGAAGAUAUUGGUUCGUCUGAUGCUGAAGUGAUGACAUCACGAGGAAGUACGAAUGGCAUUAGUGUGAAGAAAUACGAACAGGAUGUGAAUAAACCGAAGACCAACGAUGACGACAGCCAAGCCAAGUUCUUCUUCUUCGCUUCGAGCAGCACGACAACAAAGUUUAAACUUUCUUUUAUAACUUCUACAACUCCUUACACCUGCGUGUCAACUGCUGCAGCAGCCACCUGCAUAGGCCGACGUCGACGCGCUAUGGCCCUUCAUGGCAUGAAAUUCGACGUCGGGACGAAUUCGAAAGACGUGCACAGUUCCCUCGACGAGGCCGACAUUGAAGAAGUCGACGACCAGUCACGACAAGAAAGUCCUCGCAAGUUCCUGACGGUGUGGACGACGAGCUUUUCGACGAAGACGGUGACGUCGUACGUCACAGACAGAGGCGUGACUGUUUCUGUCUCGGCGUAUUGCACUUUUGCGGGUGGGAGCGGAAUUCCCGGCUGUGCUGGGUAACUGGGUUGCAGGGCUGCACGAGUAUCUAGAUGGCGCCGAGGUAACUGGGUUGCAGGGCUGCACUAGCAUCUAGAUGGCGCUGAGGUAACUGGGUUGCAGGGCUGCACUAGCAUCUAGAUGGUGCUGAGGUAACUGGGUUGCAAGGAAGAAAGAGCCUGUUAUUGGGGUUCGGGUGGGGUUGUACACGAGAUUUUUAAAAUCUUAUGGAUGAAACUUGUUGUAUUGCAGACGUUUAGGUUUAGCUGCUGAAGUGAGGUCUAUUUUCGACAAGGUUGCUUAAUAGUGGCCUUAAAAUGAUCUCGUCUUCCGACGGUGUUAAGUUUGCAGGGCUGCACUAGUAUCUAGAUGGUGUCCUUAAUUGUAACCCUUUGAAGCAAUUUGUUUGGUUCGUGUCCAUACAAAUCAGGCUGAAAUGAAAUGGGAAAUCGGAAUCUAAU
Messenger RNA from Hyalella azteca, 1410 nucleotides. RefSeq lists its product as uncharacterized. The coding region runs from base 107 to 973 and encodes 288 amino acids. Lineage: Eukaryota; Metazoa; Arthropoda; Malacostraca; Amphipoda; Hyalellidae. The record is from RefSeq and is a predicted model, not a curated record. The transcript is spliced from 5 exons.